Saitoella complicata NRRL Y-17804 is the source of this 2013-nucleotide messenger RNA. RefSeq names its product P-loop containing nucleoside triphosphate hydrolase protein. Lineage: Eukaryota; Fungi; Ascomycota; Saitoellomycetes; Saitoellales; Saitoellaceae. Bases 16 to 1866 code for a protein of 616 amino acids. Gene Ontology annotation, biological process: sister chromatid cohesion. The record is from RefSeq and is a predicted model, not a curated record. The transcript has a single exon. Gene Ontology annotation, molecular function: ATP binding; protein binding; DNA binding. Gene Ontology annotation, cellular component: chromosome; cohesin complex; nucleus.
AGCCUCGAGCGUGCUAUGCAGUAUGCCUGCGGUAACGCCGUCGUUUGUGACGAUUUAAAGGUCGCUCGGGACAUCUGCUACGAUAUGGGCAAGGAAGUGAAGGCUGUCGCGCUCGAUGGCACCGUGAUUCACAAGAGUGGUUUGAUCACUGGUGGACGUGCCGGUGUUGGAUCUGCGUCAAAGAGGUGGGAGGAGCAGGAGGUCGAGGGUUUGAAACGUGUGCGUGAUACCCUUAUGGCGCAGAUCAAGGAGAUUCAGGCGAAUAGCUGGAGGGGUGGGGAGGAGGAGGGGUUGAUGGCUGAGAUUAAUCGGAUUGAGGGACAGUUGACUACUGCCAGGGAGAAGCUGAGUGCGACGUCUAGGUCUGUUGAGAGCAAGAAGGAGGAAAUUGAGCAUAUUGCUGGUCAGAUUCAAGAGUUGCAGCCUAAGCUCCAGGAGGAAGAGGCGGCGCUUGAGGACGUUGAGAGUCGUUUGGCUGAGCUGCAAGCCGCGUUCAAUGAGGUUGAGGAUGAGGUCUUUGCCGAUUUUGUCCAGAGAAUCGGUGUACGCAACAUCCGUCAGUAUGAGGAGCGCCAGGGAAUGUGGGCUCAGGAGGCCGCGGAGAAGCGUGCUAAGUUCUUGACGCAGAAGAGCAAGAUCGAGAAUCAACUGUCCUUCGAGGAGAAGAGGUUGGCUGAGACCACUGCGCGUAUUGAGAACCUUGAGGCAUCCAUCGCUAGGGAUGAGCAGUUGCUUGAGCAACUCCAGGCGGAGAAGACUGAGUUCCAGACUGAGAUUGAUACGUUGUCUGCGGAGCUUGAGCUUCUGCGUGAGGCCCACACGAACAGGAAGGCUGAUCUUGAGCAGAGGAAUGAGGCCGUUUCUGAGGCUAAGCGUGCAGUGGCCAAGUGGAACAAGGAGCUUGACAAAAUUGCCCGAACUGUUACUACUCUCGUGGCCAAAGUUGAGAGGAUCGCGGCUGAACGUCACAACCUGCUGAAGAGAUGCAAGGUUGAGGAGAUUGAUAUCCCUCUCCUUGCUGGUUCUUUGGAUGACGUUCCGAUGGAGGAGCAGUUGAGGCAGGAUGUCAUGGAACUCGAUGAUGAAGGCGAGUCUGCUCGUGUCAGGACUGAGAUCCCCGAUUAUGGACUAGAGUUUGACUUUGACGAACUCGACGAUGACUUGAAGGAGGAUGGGUCUUCCUCAGCCGAAGCGGACUUGCUCGACACAAUCAAGAACAUCACAGCCGAGCUCGAGCGCAUGUCACCCAACAUGAAAGCCAUCGAGCGCCUUGAGGGUGUCGAAAACCGCCUCCAAGACACCGAACAGGAAUUCGACAAAGCCCGUAGAGAAGCAAAAAACGCCCGCGACAAAUUCAGUGCCGUCAAACAAAAGCGUUACGAUCUCUUUAACCGCGCCUACACCCACAUCGCCGAACAAAUCGACAAGAUCUACAAAGAUCUCACGAAGAGUAAGGCAUUCCCUCUUGGUGGUACCGCAUAUCUCUCACUCGAGGAUUCCGAGGAGCCGUAUUUGGAUGGUGUCAAGUAUCAUGCUAUGCCACCCAUGAAGCGGUUCCGUGAUAUGGAGCAGUUAUCUGGAGGUGAGAAGACGAUGGCGGCGCUUGCGUUGUUGUUUGCGAUUCACUCUUAUCAGCCUAGUCCGUUCUUCGUGUUGGAUGAGGUUGAUGCGGCGUUGGAUAAUACCAAUGUCGCUCAUGUUGCGAAUUAUAUCCGUGAGCAUGCGGGACCUGGGUUCCAGUUCAUUGUUAUCUCGUUAAAGAAUGGUUUGUUCCAUCAGAGUGAGGCUUUGGUUGGUAUCUACAGGGACCAGGAUGAGAAUAGUUCGAAGCCGUUGACGCUUGAUUUGAGGAAAUAUCCUGAGUAGGGGAGGGAUGAAAUCCGAGACGAUGCGUGAGAAGAUAUAAUCUACGAUUUACUGGAGUUAGGUUUUUUACUGGAUACUUCUUUGCUAUACCUCAGCCAUUUUACUAGGUAAUCCAUAUUUGUGUGCAAUCAAUCGUUCCAUUACUAC